GUCGGCUCCCGGCUCCCGGCUCCCGGCUCCCGGCUCGCCGCCCCGGCCCCGGCCCUGCACCUGUGACUGUCGCGGCGCUCGCCCUCCCCGCCCGGCGCCCGCAGCCCCAUGGCCCCGUCCCGCCUGCAGCUCGGCCUCCGCGCCGCCUACUCCGGCCUCAGCUCUGCUGCCGGCUUCUCCAUCUUCCUCGUCUGGACCGUGGUGUACAGACAGCCGGGGACGGCGGCCAUGGGGGGGCUCGCAGGUGCGCUGGCGCUGUGGGUGCUGGUGACGCACGUGAUGUACAUGCAGGAUUACUGGAGGACCUGGCUCAAGGGACUGCGUGGCUUCUUCUUCGUGGGCGUCCUCUUCUCGGCAGUGUCCAUCGCCGCUUUCUGCACCUUCCUUGUGCUGGCCGUCACCCGACACCAGAGCCUCACAGACCCCAACAGCUACUACCUCUCCUGCGUCUGGAGCUUCAUUUCCUUCAAGUGGGCCUUCCUGCUCAGCCUUUAUGCCCACCGCUACCGGGCUGACUUCGCCGACAUCAGCAUCCUCAGCGAUUUCUGACCCAAGGGGUGAGGCCUCUGUACCCUGGGGGUCCUCAGGACCUGGACUCAGCCUCUGAGACACUGGGCAGGCCUGCCACACCCCCUGGAAACCCUGGAUCUGUGGCAGAAGAAACACAGCAAGAAGACUGCGGUCUCCUAGGAAGCUGUCUUGUCCCCUUUGCGGGACACCUGGGUGCAGUGGAAAGGGGUCCUUCCUGCCAUGUUGCUUCUCAUCGGCCUGGCUGGAGGGCAGUUUUAGACCUUUUCAGAUGGAUCUAUUUUCUUAGCACUCAGUGAGGAAUCUUCAUAAGCGGGGCCAGGGCAGUGAGUCAAGGGGUAGGGCAGUGAGCCUGGACCUCUGCCUGGGGGCACUCUCCCUCGGGCCAGGCUGAGAACCUGGGAGGUCAGGUCAAGUGAGGGAUCUCUACGGGAGACCUCCCAGCCCCGAUCCCAGCACCCCAUCCUCUUGUCCUUUGAGGGUCAGGUAGCUUAACUCCUCAAUCCCAGGGAUGGCAACAUUUGGCUCUCUUUUCCCAAGGCCUGGGGACCUGAGUGGAGAGGUGAGUGUCCCUCUCCCCCCCAGAGCCGGUCUCCCAUGAGUGCUAGAGCCAGUCAUCUCCUUCACCAUACCACACACCACACCCCCCCCAAAGAGGGCUCCCCGAGCGAGGCCAGACGAGGUGUCUGGGGAAGGUGCCAUGCCCCCAAAAGGGCUCCAGGCAAGGGGGCAGCAUGGUGCAGGCUGGAGGGAACCCCACAGAUCUGUGCCUGUGCACCUGCAGCCCUGUAUUUCCGUCACUUCUCACACGUAUCACCCCUGGCCACGAGACGUCCCCCCCACUCCCCCGCUCACUGCCCUUUGCCUAGAGCGUUCAUCUUUUUAAAUCUCCCUUCUGAAGGACAAAAUCUGCUUUUCUGCCUGUACAUGGGCACAAGGGCUCACUAACUCGGGAGGGAAGGAGCUAUUGUUACGGAUAUCUUUUUAUGUUAGGUUGCCAUUUUGCACGGUCUACCCUUUUCCCACCUGAUGUGUCCUGCCCUUCAGCUCUUUUGCCUUAUCUGUGUCACUGUCACUUUAGCGGAAAUACAUUGGCCCUUUGUAUCCCA
Molecule: messenger RNA, 1637 nt
Organism: Zalophus californianus (California sea lion)
Lineage: Eukaryota; Metazoa; Chordata; Mammalia; Carnivora; Otariidae
Gene: SLC48A1
Product: solute carrier family 48 member 1
Exons: 3
Coding region: 109-549 (146 amino acids)
Biological process (GO): heme transport
Cellular component (GO): plasma membrane; lysosomal membrane
Molecular function (GO): heme binding; heme transmembrane transporter activity
Source: RefSeq, a predicted model, not a curated record